Molecule: messenger RNA, 8613 nt
Organism: Anguilla anguilla (European eel)
Lineage: Eukaryota; Metazoa; Chordata; Actinopteri; Anguilliformes; Anguillidae
Gene: bend5
Product: BEN domain containing 5
Exons: 6
Coding region: 364-1461 (365 amino acids)
Biological process (GO): negative regulation of DNA-templated transcription
Molecular function (GO): DNA binding
Source: RefSeq, a predicted model, not a curated record
GCCAGUGUGAAUUUUGAUCGAUUGAGGACACUUGAAUCAUAUAGACAUCGUCCUGGGAUUUCACCUUGCUAGCUUGCUAUGUGGCUAGCUAGCGAUAACACGAAUUGGAUUGCUAUCUAACGUUGUAAACUAGCUAACUGGCUUGCUACUUCCAUUUGCUAACGUUGCAUUACAAAAUAAGUACUGUUCGCUAUUUUGGAAGCUUGCAAGUUUGAUGAGAUUUUGAUGAUGUUUCUGGGCCUAAAACGACACUGGUGUCCAAAGACGUUGGCUUGCAAACGUGUCGCUAGCUCGGUAGCUUCCUAACUUACCAGUUGACGAGCAAUCACUACCGCUAGUACAAAGCUUGACUUUGAAAUUGCAAUGGAAACCAUAGAAGAAUUUGAGUACAGUAUUAUGCAAAAGAAGAUGAAAAUCCCCAAACUGUCCACUAAAGGUGUGGGUAAUUCAGUUGAGAACCACUUUGGGGAGGAACGACUGCCACUCAGACAUAAAAAGGCCCAAGUGCAAGACCACAGUCGCCCCAGCACCAACUCCUCCAAGAGCCUGGCGGCGGUGGUGGCGCGGCUGGAGCGCAACGCCGUGAGCCUGUGCGUCGAGGGGGACGACGACCUGGCCGAGGAGGAGGAGGAGGAGGAAGAGGAGGAGGAGGAGGAGGAGGGGGACUCGGGCACGGAGGAGGCGGUGGUGCCCCGCGUGCUGUACGAGGAGCUGGUGCACAGCUACCGGCAGCAGGAGGAGGAGAUGAGGCGGCUGCAGCAGGAGCUGGAGCGGACGCGGAGGCAGCUGGUGCAGCAGGCCAAGAAGCUGAAGGAGUACAGCAGCCUCCUGACGGAGGUGAAGGAGCUGCGCGACUUCAACAGGAGGCUGCAGGACGUCCUGCUCAUGAGGCUCGGCAGCGAACCUAUGCACGACAAUGGCACCCAGACAAUCAAGGCAGAAGUGGUGGAGCCCAUUAUCGAGCCACAGGAAGUGUGCAGAGAGGAGGCAAACACCAGCUCCAGCCACUCGCCCUCCCCGAGAACUGUGUACACUUUUACAGAUGGCAAGGUGCACCUCGGCGGGGGCAUCUGGGUGGAGGAGGAGAAGUGGCACCAGCUGCAGCGCACGCAGGGCGACUCCAAGUUCACCAAAAACCUGGCCGUCAUGAUCUGGGGCACGGAGACGCUCAAGAACAGGAGCGUCACGGGCGUGGCCACCAAAAAGAAGAAGGACGCCCUGCCUAAGCCGCCGCUCUCCCCCAGCAAACUCAAAAUCGUCAGAGAAUGUCUGUAUGACAGAGUAUCCCAAGAAACGGCGGACAGCGCUGAGAUCACACAAAGAUUGUCCAAAGUGAACAAAUACAUAUGUGAAAAGAUAAUGGAUAUCAACAAAUCCAUCAAGAACGAGGAGAGGCGGGAGUCCAAGCUGCUCAUUAGACAGACGGUCAAGAUGGAAAAUUUCAGCUACGAUGGCAUGUAGUGAUUAAAAGUUGUCACCAUAGCUCAUUCUGCUCUUCUUGGACUGCCAAAAAAAGGAAGAGGGUGGACAGGAUCAUCACUGCUGCCAUUUGAGAUUUUUCACUGGAAGGCCCAGAUGAGGCCUUUUCGACUUCUCAAACAAACUGCUGCGUGUCAGACAGCUUUACCACUCCGUGAACGUAGUCAGCGGUCGGUAUGAGUCAUAUGAGAAAUUGAGUGGAGUUUAUUUUUUAUAAGUUUUGGGGUGAGGGCUGGGAAUGGGAAGGGGGGGGUGGGGCAGGUGUGUGUAAGUUGGGGAAGAUCCUUUCCAUCUUGGUGUGAAAGAAUAUGGUGGUCCGAAAAACAGCUGUUCUGUGUCAGAACAUGGCAUCGUGUCCUAACGCGUUGUAUAGAAGAGCAAGAAUAUACCUUCAGAUAAAAGUUUUCUAAUUUUAGGAAGACUUGGUAAGAGAAUUGACUCUGGACAGUAUACGGCGUUUAGAGGAUGCAGUUUUAUAGAGUGCCACCCGUGUGCGAGGUCUGUUUUGAGUACGGCUGGUACUUUUCGCAGUGACUUGGAGACGCACUUUUUCAACAGGGGUUUUAACUCUGUAUGUCUUAAUGGCUGGAGACCAUAACCUCUGCUGUUGAUAUCCCGUUGUCCUGAAUAUUGAUGCUCGUUUUAAUAGGGAUUAUCAUUAGUCUAAUUAGGUAAGGGGGAAUUGGUCCUAGUUUUAUGGGGCUGUAACCAGGCACCCCUGGUUUACUCUUGUGUAUUUUGUCUCUAUUUUCUCUAGAGCAGCACUUAGCACUUGCUCUUGUAAUAAUUUAAUGCAGAAAUCCCUCUGUAUACCCCAGAUAUUUCAGUAUGCAAGGUAGGAGUGCUGUAGGUCCUGAUGUAAGAUUGUCUAUGCUGCCGUUUCAGUACAGUCAGGGAUGCAUACAAGUUUCGAACUGUGAAUUUAGCAAUGUGAGGAAAAAAUGAGAAUUUUUUCUUUUAGAUACAACUGUGAACACAUCCUUUUUCUGCUCAUCUAUGUCCUCAACAGGACGUUGAUGAGGGGGCCCCUCCAAAGUUGGCAAACGGCAAUGACGUAACAAAGAUGCGUGCACAUUUUGGCAACAGGAAGCAAGCUGAGGGACUGCGAAGCAGCUAACCUUUCAAGAUCGCAAGUUAUCUUAGUAAACCUUCCCUACCAACCGAUGAAAAUAUUCCAGAUCCCUGUAGUAUGACUAGAUGAUGGGGUGUUGCCAUAUCACGUUUACUGGGACACGGCGAGUUCGGAUGUGUCUAGAUGAAAUGGGAUCGUAGCCCACUUUCUGGGCAGUCGUAAAAUUGAAUUAAUACGGCACAUAUAUACAUAAAACUGUGUGGCUAGCUCAGGGUUGAUGUAACAAAUUUUUCAAAGAUAUUCGAUGUAAAUCAACUGUUCUUGAUCGUAUCUUUCAACUUCUGCAAUGACAAGUUGAUAUUGAUUUUUUUAAGCUGACUGCCACAUCACUGGUAUCAACGCUAAGUAGCGUUGCCAGAUGGAAAGUACAGCAAUAUCACAUUGAGACUUUAAAAUGAUUUUACCGCAAACUAUCAUACGUAAAGAAAUGACCAGGAAGCAUAGAUGGACUUUGCCAUCUCUGACAGUGGGCAACUUAACGAUUGUGGACCUGGACAAAAUACCGAGGGCCAUUUUUAUAAGCAUGGCAGUGUUGAUUGUACCUGGAAAAAAAAAAACAAAGAUAAAUAGUAUUCAUGUUUUUCUACCACUGAUAUCUUAAAGUUCCCUCCACAAGUUAAUGGCAUCCAAAGUGAAGAUACUGUCACUGUUGUUUUAAACUUUAUUUUCAGGGAUGUGAGUGGUUGGGACCUGUUCCCCAGCUGAGCUUUAAGUCUACCAACACCUCCGGUAGAGGAUGUCUCAAAAAGGUUCCCUGAUUAGUGGCCGGGCAUAUACAUGUAUUUGGUUGAGAAACCUAACAUGCACACAUAUACUGCCAUAAAAGCAACAGUUGACAUUUAUGUAUGUCAUUGUAUUUCAGUAGUUAAGAAAAAGAUUGUGUGAACCUACUCCCUCCCUGUCACACCGGUUUCCAUGAAGACAAAGCAGUACUUCCGUUGCCAAAAUGCGUGCGCAUGUUUUUAAUGACGUAGGUUAUGAAAGGGUAUUAUAGUGUAGUGCAUACAUUUUGCAGGGCCUUAUUUUUUUUUUAAAAACAAUCACAGAGGGUUGCGCUGUCUGUUCUGUAAGUAAGCUGUGAUUGUAAUGUAAGCUGAUAUUGCUUAAGCUGCACUUUGGUGUUUGCACGUCAAGUGUUUCCGGGUUCUGCGUUUAAGUGCGUGUAAAGCUGUCAACGCCAGUGGGGCUUUGAUGCCCUGUUCCCCCUUCCAGGCCUAAAAAACGGCAGAAUUCCUGGCCUCCUCCAAACCUCUUCUGUCAGGCUCACCAGUGGGAAUGAAAUAAGGUAUAGUGACAACUUCCAGCGAGACAUGCCAUCAGAACUUUCCUCAAGUGUUUUCUGUUUAUUUUUUCCCCAAAAGGUUUGUGUGGCCAUCUGCAAUAGAGAACUAAAUGCUGCAGAUUGAAUUCUCAACUGUGACCAUGUUUCUAACUGUGAUUCACCUGCAGGCCUGCCCUUCAAGCAGAAAAGCUAUCGCUCCUUGAGAUUUCCCUUUGUUCUGUUUUCGUAUUUGAUCCACCUCCUGUUAAGCUAUCAUUUUUCCAGGUUGUUUUUGGAGUAUGUCAUUCUUUUUUUUUUUUUUUCUCCUCUCUCAAAACAAGAACAUUUUAGAAUUUUAGUCCAGGUUGCACCACACCUUGUUCAGCUCCUGGUCUGCGUAUUACUGCUAACUUUUGUAAUUUCACCUUUGCUAAGCUCAUUUAUUUUUAUUUUGUGUUUUAUAGCUCCCUUGUUGGUUUUAUGCUUUUUCAUGCAUAGAAAUAUAGAUAUUAUGUCUCUGUACUGAGAGAAAAACAGUAACCCUUCUUCAUUGUGGCAAUUAACCGAUAGCACAUAAGGAAACCCAUAACUUUAAUUGAUACUGUUUAUACUUGGGCUUUAUACCUGUGCUUAUGGACAGUUGUGAAGUAUAAGUCCAAACCAUUCUGUUUUCUUCACUAUCUUUAAAGGUACACUCUACGUACCUAGAAUGAAUGGUAUCUUAUAUACUGGGUUGAAUACUUCAAUUGAGCCAUUCACCUCCUAAGGUCAGUGUUUUAAACCCAGUUUGUGAGAUCUGGUGAAUACACAACUUUGUAUAUCAUAUCAUUUUCUGAUAUUUGUGGCCAAGUUAUGGCUUUCCUGAAGGCGCAGUCCUUUAAGAUCUCUGAGAUCCCUGGACUGUUUGCCAUUUUAAACACCACCACUUUUUGCAUUUAGUAUGUCUCAUCUACGCAACAUUUUCAAAUUGAAUUUGUGAUUUUUCACCUAUUCAAACAGACCCUCUAUAUAGAGGUCCUCCAUUUUACGUUUAGAACACAGCUUACCUCUUACAGGAAACAAUACGAUCAAACUACACAGACAAAAAUGCUAUGGUUGUACUCAAGUGAUUUAGCUUAAAUUGUAUUGUUUUAUGUGAAUUGUAUAUCCAGCUGUUUGGAUGAUGCUUUAAAGUGAAAGUCACGGAUAGGUGAGAAUACUGGGAGAUGAGAAGCCAAAGGAAACUCAUUUGUUUCAUCACAAAUGGAUCUCCCGUUAUGUUCAAGUAAAUGUUCUAAUCUGUUUUACAGUGCAGUAGCUAUACAUGCGCGCUUGAACCAUGUGUACCUGGUAUGUGAGGAGUGUCAUAAGACGUGAACAGCGUGCGAGAAGAACAUAAGCGUGCUUUUAAUUCAUUCCACACUCGGUCUUCUCCAGUAGCUUUGACGUUAAUGUAAUUAACAGGGCUCGCCAACUGGAUGCAACUCCAGAUAUUUUAUUCACAUUUAAGACCCACAAAGUCUUUGAAACCUGAGAGCGAGUUGUCAUUUCACCUUCAUAACUCAACGGAAAUCAUGUUCUCAGCCUUUUCAACAUUGACGCUAUUCUGAAGAACCGAGUAUUGGUGAUCUUCACGGUGGACAAAUGUUGGAUCCCUUUUGUGCAACUGGAUAGUUUGUGUCCCGUAAUGGCCGUUGAGUUGGGGUGAGAAGCUCCACCCCUCAGGGGUUUGGCAUGUUCCUUCUGGAUACAUGGAUAGCACCUUUUCAAAGCAUUGAGACCCGAGGAAAUGGGCGAUUCCGCUUUAAGUCCGAUCACCACUGCGCACUGUAACAUCUUUAAUCACCUGUGGUGAUUUAUUGACCAGGUGCUCGUGGGACCAGAGAUUUUCACCCUUGCUGAAGUGUGUAUUUUUACUGUGCACUGCUUCUUGUUAACAGGGUGCUUUAUGGAGGUAAAUAAAGAUGCUAAGCCAAAGUAUGGGAUAAUGACACUCACCAUUUGGGAGAAAACUAAUGGUAAAUUUGCUGGAAUUGAACUUGCACAAAAUUACCCCUGCAGAGUGCAGGGGUGUUCAUCUAAUACUCUAUAGCUGCCACAGAGGAUAAAGAUAUUUCCUGUGUUUUAAUUGUUUUUUGUUGUGGUUGCUAUCAUGCAAUAAUUUGCAUCGGAAUCUACAGGGCCCUGGAGGGUAAUGUUUGUGGUACCAUAUGUCUGCUACAUCAAGGUUUAUGGUAGCCAUGAAUGCACUUCUGUUGUGUGGACCCUGGAGCUUUCCUUUAAAUCAUGGUGUUGGGUUUUUGUUUACUUGUUUACUUUUUCGCUUUAUUUCCUGAUGCCAAAAUGAAAGGGGAGGAGUGGAAUUGCUCUAUGUGCAGUUUGAUAUAUUUGUAUACUUGUAUACAGCUGUGAUGACGAGAUGUUAGACCUCAUCAGCUUAGCUGCAGAACUGCUCAGUUACAGACUACAAACCACAAGCUGAGGACCAGUCUAAGUGUCUCAAUGCCACAGCAAACUGCCCAGUGCUCCUACCAUGAAAUCCCACGUAGGCUGUGAUGUCACUUCCUUCAGUUUAUCGCCUGCAGAAAAUUUUAGUCAAGUAUGGUAUAGUUGUCAUUUGCCUUACUGCUUUAGAGAAUCAGAUCCAUUUUAUGUUAUGCACCUUGUGUAAAGUGUGAAAGGACACUCAAAGUGUCUAUUCUCAGACUGUUUGUUGCUUUAAGGCAGACAGAUUGGUCAAAUCUUGUGAAAUCAUUUGCAGUUUUACAUAUGUUAUCAACAAGUGAAAACUUUAGCUUCACCAUCCUACCUCAUUGCUCUACUUGUAUGUGCAUACAUUUUAAAAGCUUAUGAAACGAUUAGAAACGUUAGUGCUCCUUAACACUGAGGAACCAGUAGCAUGUACAUAGGCAACUUCAAGCUAACAUAAGAAAGGAUUUUUCUUAACUUCAUGAAAAAGAUGCCAUUGUUAGGGAUGUUAAGUAAUGUCAUUCCUUCCUACAUUUGCUUUAUCAAUGUUCUAAAUAUAGCCAAUUAGAAAAAAAACUAAUAGAUAUAACUAGCUCUGGUCAUUACCAAUUUUUUAUUUUAUUUUUUUAAGUUGUUGAUGGUGCUAUGAGCAAAUGUGGUGACACUGUAUCUCUUACCUCCAGUGGUGCUAGCUUUUUCUAACAAUAAUUUCAUUUUCUUUCAGCUGUUCAGUUGAUCUGUCCUGAAAAUGUUAUCCGAUGAGGUUUUUGCCCGUAGUAGAAUGCAGAUUUUGAGCUGGAGCCUUUCACCAUUAUUCGUAACCACAGAAAAGGCAAGCCUGAUUGUUUUCUGUCCGUUUAGAAGGAAAUCUGGACUUAAAUCCAUGGAUCGUGUCAGUCAAUUAUUGUUGGAUCAUUGUUUCAUGGUUUCCUUGGAAAAAGUCCACUAGUUGACGUAUGUGUAGUUGAGAUGCUAAUGUUAAUUCGAUUAGGUAAAUAUUUAGUACGACAACCCUUUAUCACACCAUGUCAGCCAAAGUGUAUAAUGAGAAAUUGUUGUACGAUAGACUUCAGAGUUCAUUGUUCAUAGCUUUAUGGACGUUGUGAGUGUAGGCACAUUAAUCAGAAUACAAUGGCCACAUACUGCAGCGGUCAUUUGUCAGUUAAAUUAACAGUUGCACUUGAGCCUGGUCUGUAAUGCACAUUUCCUUCUGGGCAGUCAGUGUACAUUAACACGGUCCUCAGCACGCACGGUUGAUUGUCUGAAUUUGUUCAGUGCAGUGUUAAUGCUAGACAGAAAGACGGUUACCAUGAUUACCUGUAUGUAAUUUGCUGAGAGGUUAGGUCAUGGAUUUGUGAUGACCUGCUGUCAGAGCUGUGCUCCUAUUGGACAGAGGGGAGAUGUGAAUGCAGUAGAGAAGUGGCUCAGACUGAGGGAAUGAAUUGUCUUCUCAUUUAUGAUGCCUGAAAAGAAGCGUCUGUUCAUGAGGACUUUGUUGAUUAAGGGAAAUCAUAUGGAGUGCAUCGUGAAUAUUUUCUUUUGCCCCUAAAAUUAUAUUAUAUUUUUAUUUGGAGUAUUACAUCACCAAUUGUAAAUUAUCUCCCAUUUAUUUGAACUUUUACAUCCGUUUUAUUUUUCCUGCUGCUGACCAGUUUAAUCUAAAUUUAUAUUUAAGAAAUAUAUAUAUAUAUAUAUGUAUAUAUAUACAUUUUAAGAGAUCCAUUGGUGAAAAAUGUUUUGAAGUGUGGUUCCCAAUGUCAAAUGGUGAUUGGAUGGACGCAUGGGGUCACAGGGAUGAACUAUUUUCUCAGGUCAUUCCUGUGAAUGCUGUGGUCCAGAGAAGGCUUCAGAAUGAAGCAGAGGAUGGAGAGUUCUCCAUCUCAUUAUUGGGGCCUUGUUCUGGUUUGGGUUAAAACGGGAGAUACGUGGUGUCCCAGGAACCAGCAGGAUAUGGCAGGAGACACUGAGCCAGUCUAUCUGUUUGGCACUUACCUGGAGCAAUCUUAUUGAAAGAAGAAAACUGUCCUGGCAAUUGUCACAGUUCUGCUGUGUGACUGAAUUUGCCUCUUAGCAUCAUUUUCUGUGUGUUUGCUGCAGUCCAGGUACUCCUGUUAAAUGUACAGAUCUAAAGAAUAAAUGCAGACUUUUAUUCUAAGAAAAGAAGCCUUGAUGGCUUGGCUGCGUGUCGUAUUUGUGUCCUCAUUUUUAAUGACUUGCACCUUUUAUUUUAGUUCCACCUUUUCUCAGAUUCAGCUGCGAGGACCUCGCUGUUCUCAAAAAAAAAAAAAAAAAA